Molecule: messenger RNA, 978 nt
Organism: Fragaria vesca subsp. vesca
Lineage: Eukaryota; Viridiplantae; Streptophyta; Magnoliopsida; Rosales; Rosaceae
Product: probable mitochondrial chaperone bcs1-like
Exons: 3
Coding region: 172-978 (268 amino acids)
Molecular function (GO): ATP binding; ATP hydrolysis activity
Source: RefSeq, a predicted model, not a curated record
ACAUUCCACAGAAAACACAAAGAUAAGGUGAUCGACUCGUACAUCCCUUAUGUGUUGGCUCAGGCUCAAGCUAUUAAAGAGGCAGACAAGACUCUGAAGCUUUAUAGUUACAACGUUAAACGUUGGAGUUGCGUGGACCUUGAGCACCCUGCUACUUUCGAUACAAUAGCAAUGGAGCCGGAGCUGAAGAGAAUGAUCAUAGAGGAUUUGGACAAGUUUGUGAAGAGGAGGGAGUUCUACAAGAGAGUUGGCAAGGCUUGGAAGAGAGGCUACUUGUUGUUUGGUCCACCCGGUACUGGAAAAUCCAGCUUGGUUGCAGCCAUGGCUAAUCAUCUCCAUUUUGAUAUUUAUGACUUGGAACUCACUAGUAUUUCCAGCAACGAUCAAUUGAGGAAGGCCUUGGGGUCUACUACGAAUCGUUCUAUUGUGGUGUUUGAGGAUAUUGAUUGCAGCAAGGAAUCUGUAAACCGGGAAUCAGCAGAGAGCAAGAGCUUUAUGCAGAUGUUUUCGGAUGCUGAAUCCAAGUUUACACUCUCAGGUCUACUGAAUGUAGUCGAUGGUCUGGGGUCAAGUUCCGGAGAUGAGAGGAUUAUAGUGUUCACCACCAACCACAAGGAGCGGCUAGACCCUGCAUUGUUGAGGCCUGGUCGAAUGGACAUGCACAUUCACAUGUCUUACUGCACCCCAAAAGGGUUCAAGACCUUAGCCUCAAACUACCUUGGCAUUCAGGACACCAACGAACAUCACCUGUGUAGAGAAGCUGAAGCAUUGAUGGAGAGCACAAACAUCACCCCUGCAGAGGUUUGUGAGGAGCUUAUGAGGGGUGGGGGUGAUAGUGCUGAUGAUGCUCUUGAAGGACUUGUCAAUUGCCUCAAGCGUAAGAGACUCGAGAGCUGCAAAAUAGAGGAAGAAGAAAUGGGAAAAUCAAAGAGGCAGAAGCCAGAUAACAAUGCUUCUGAAAUUUCCGAGAAUUGGUAG